Molecule: messenger RNA, 834 nt
Organism: Macrosiphum euphorbiae (potato aphid)
Lineage: Eukaryota; Metazoa; Arthropoda; Insecta; Hemiptera; Aphididae
Source: the annotation of a GenBank genome assembly
AUGAUCCAAAGGAUUCUCAAGGUGAAAGAUUCUGUACUUGCAACUUUGGCUGUAACAAAUAAUGAACUGAACAACAUUACCAGCCAAGAAUGGCAAUUGCUUUCUCAGUGCUGCAACGUUCUAUCCAUUUUCAAUGAUGUCACCGAAGAAGUGAGUGCUGAAAAAAUAGUAACCAUUUCAAAGGUAGUUUUAUAUUAUGGAUUUUUGGAUGAACAUUUAACAUCAAACAUUUAUAAAAACGAUACAUUGCACGAAGUUGAAAAAAUGGCAACCGAGAUACAAAAUGUUCUACGUGCUUACUUUGGAAAUCUUGAAGAUAAAGAUGUUGUAGCCCAAUCCAUUAUUCUUGAUCCUCGCUUCAAAAAACAAGGGUUUUCUUCGGACAGCAAAUUUUUAGUGGCCAAAACUGUGCUUAGUAGGAAACUUCAAAGCAUUCGAAUUGGAACUGAAAACACUGCAGCUGGCCCAAGUACUGCAAAUCCACAAACGGCACAAACAGCAACAACUUCAUUAUUAUGGAAAACAUUUGAUAAUAAAGUAAAUUCAUUGAUUGGUCAAAAUAAUCCAACUGUUGCAGGAAUAGUAGAAUUGGAUAAAUAUUUAGCUGAGACGCUAAUACCACGCAGCAUGGACCCAUUGCAGUGGUGGUCAGAGCGUAAACACAUUUAUCCACGAUUAUUUGAAGUUGUAAAGAGGAGAUUAUGUAUACCAGCAACAUCUGUACCGAGUGAGAGAGUCUUUUCUAAAGCAGGUCAGGUGUUAACUGACUUUAGAAGUCGUUUGACAACUGACAAGGUUGAAAAAAUUGUAUUUGUUCAAUGUAAUCUAAAGUAA